AUGGAUAUAGAUACACCUACAACAGUGGUAGUAGUACCAAAUACAACUACAAUGACAAUGACAACUAUAGUACCACAAGUAAAGACAAGUACAAUAGUAGAAGAGAAAGUAAUGGAUGAAGAAAGAGAAACAAUGAGGGGGAAUAGAUGGAGUAUACCUACUUUGAAAUCAAAUGCACUAUAUGUUUUAAAGAAUACAUGCUACCAUAGAGGUCUCAAACCAAAGGGAAACAAGGAUGCUAUUGUCGAUAUACUCAUCAAAGAUAUUAUACGAGAGAAUGGAGAAGACCAUUUCAAAAAGAUUGAAGCAUUGGAUACGUAUGGUCAUCCCGAGCUUGGCAAGUUCCACACGGCCAAAGAUAUGCGUGCCGCUGCUGAAAGGUCGGGUGUAGCGGUGACCUAUCUAGACACACGAUCACAGUUGUACGACAAGAUGCUUGGCAAGUUGAUCACACCGUUUGCCAAUAUACAAGACCCAUUUAAAUUGAUCCCAAAUGUUGGACCGCGUACUCAAUACCGAUCCUGCGCUAGAGACGUAUUGGAUGCGUUGGAAGUUGUCUCUGGCGACCGUCUCGAAAUGGGUGUACACGUUGGUACGUGA
Messenger RNA from Cavenderia fasciculata, 600 nucleotides. RefSeq lists its product as uncharacterized. Lineage: Eukaryota; Evosea; Eumycetozoa; Acytosteliales; Cavenderiaceae. The record is from RefSeq and is a predicted model, not a curated record. The transcript is spliced from 2 exons. The coding region runs from base 1 to 600 and encodes 199 amino acids.